Molecule: messenger RNA, 1641 nt
Organism: Leishmania mexicana MHOM/GT/2001/U1103
Lineage: Eukaryota; Euglenozoa; Kinetoplastea; Trypanosomatida; Trypanosomatidae
Exons: 1
Coding region: 1-1641 (546 amino acids)
Source: RefSeq, a predicted model, not a curated record
AUGUCUCGCCAAAAGUCGCAGCGGGCGGGUGGCAGUGAGAAUGUAAACGUCGAGGACGACGAAGAGCAUCCACGGCCCACGUCGAGCGACAACGGCGAUGCAACCCAGAAGUCGUGGAUGAACACCUACUGGGACAGCAUGAUGAAUGAGGAGAUGGACAUGAACCAGGUCCCCAUCUUCCUUCCGUGGCGCAUUGGUCUCUUCCUGCUGACGAGCACCUUCACUCAGAACAUGAACUACGUACUCGGCUCUUUUGCCACGACGAACUACUCUUCGUGGACGACGGCGCAGCAGAAGCAGUUCUACUCGCUGUCCUACAAUAUGCUCUACCUGGGCCCGGUGUUUGGUCUGAUCGUCGACCUCAUUCGCGUUCGGCGCGAGCGCUUCCGUCCAGUCAUCAUCAUGGCCUGCGUCAUCAACGCCAUUGUCUGCUUCGUAUGCUUUGCGACCAAGAAUAUUGAGAACCACUACAGCAGCAUGCUCGUGCUGGCCUGGAUCAUGCAGGUGGCAACGAUGUUCAUCUACAUGCCCAUGAACGCCGUCGUGAUCAACUACGGCAACCGCCUUGUCGAGUCGCCUCAUGAAACGUCGGCUCGCAUCGGUGGUCUGAUGUCACAGGCGAUGGUGUGGCGCACGGCAGGCUCUCUGAUACAGACCAUCUUCUACCAGUGUGCUUACGGCGACGCGACGAAGCCGUACGUCAACAACCGCUGGAUGUGUCUUAUCGCCGGCAUCUGCUGCUGCCUGCUCAUUCUCCAGGUUCUCGUCCUCACGAAGCGCUACUACUACACGGACUACCGCAGGACCUGCGUCCGCACCUCCGAGCCCGUCGUCUUUUACCGCAACACGCUUAACAUGGGCAAGAGGGCCAUCUCCACUCACAAGGAAGCCUUUGGCGGGCGGUUCAUGUUCAUUCUGUGCUUCACGUUCAUCUACUUUAUGCUGCCGGACGCGUUGUACAAUACCAAGUUCUCCUUUGAAUACCAGUUCACCAAAACCUUCUCGCUGGGUCUUAGCCAGGCCAACUCCAUUCUGGGCUCGCUCGGCGCCCUGCUCGGGGCGCUUGCGUACGCGUUGUGGAUGUACUUUGCACAGCACUCCGAGGCCUCGCACGGUCGUAUGUUUCGCGUCAACCCCUUCAUCAUCUGCCUCGCCGGCUGCAGCGCUUGGGCUUUUGGUACCUUUGUCCACUUCUGGGGCGUGAUGGGCAGCACCAACGGCAAGUUCAGCUACAAGGUCUUCAUUCCCAUCGAGUCGGUCUUUGUGAGUGCCUGCCUCCGCUUUGCCUUCAUGCCGACACUCUCGCUGGCGGCUAUGCAGGCGCCGCGCUUCUACGAAACAGCAGCGUUCCAGCUCUACAGCGUCAGCGUCUCCGGCGGCGGCGUGGUGAGCAGUGCCGUCACGGCAGUCUUCAUGUCGAGCUUGGGUGUUACCGAGGUGAAUGGCUAUUGGAAGGCGCUUCUCCUCUUCAUGCUCUUUCAGUUUGUCCCGAUGGUCAUUGCGCCGACCCUGCCCAAGUUUCGCGAGGACGAAACCCUGCCAGUUGCACGGGAGAACGACGAGUCCCUGGAAGCGGGCCAGGUGCAGUGGCGCGAGCCGAGCACCUACAGCACCAAGCCCGCUGACGUUCGCGUGACAUAG